Messenger RNA from Panicum hallii, 1621 nucleotides. RefSeq lists its product as uncharacterized. The record is from RefSeq and is a predicted model, not a curated record. Gene Ontology annotation, molecular function: ubiquitin-protein transferase activity. NCBI's taxonomy places the organism in Eukaryota, Viridiplantae, Streptophyta, Magnoliopsida, Poales, Poaceae. The transcript has a single exon. The coding region runs from base 6 to 1322 and encodes 438 amino acids.
GGUUGAUGCGAGAAAAUAAAUACGAAUCCAGUUUGAUUAAAUUUGGCAUCCACACUGUGCGAGCGAGCACGGAGGCGUGGGUGGGGCCCACCACCGCCGCGGGCUUGUCGCGGCCGUUGCGGCAGGCGCGCGCCAUCAUUGCGGUGACCGCCCGAUUAAUCGGCGUGGUAAUUUCCACGUGGCGUCGCCUCCUCCCGCUUUAUAUGCUCCAGAACCCACCCAUUCUCGUCUUCACCGUCGUCGCUUCUUGCUCGUCUCCCCUCUCUCCAUUGCUCUCCCUCUCCUGGAGAAGACUUGGCGGCAUGGCCGUGCAUGCGCAGUUCGGGGGCGGCCUCGCCGGGUGCCUGCCGCUCUGCGGCGGCGCCGGAUUGGCCGAGGAGCAGAUGCUGGCGCUCAGGGACUGCGGUGGUGCGCUCCUGCCAGCGGCCACCGCGGGCAACAAGGCGUACCGUUACAACUGCGCGGCCGGCGUUGUCUGCGGCGCGCAGAGCGAGCUGACCUGCAACGGCGGCGGGGUGGCGUUGCCGUCGCGGAAGCGCGGCAGGGAGGAUGCGUUUCUUGAGCCGCACGUGUCCUCCUCCUCGGCCGCGCUGCUGCCGAUCCCGGGGAUGCACCAGGUGGCUGCGGCGCACCACUCGCCGGCGGCGAUCGCGAGCCGGGUGGCGGAAUCCGCGACGGCGUCGACGAGCGGGAGGCCGGCCGCCGGGGGCGCGGCGUCGGCGUCGGUGGCGGACGCGCUGGUGGCGGAGCUGUGCCGGCAGGGCGCGGAGGUGGACGCGCUGGUGCGCGCCGAGUGCGAGCGGCUGCGCGCGGGGCUGGAGCAGGCCCGGAAGCGCCAGCGCCAGGCGGUGGCACGCGCCGCCGCGGCGGGCGCGGUGCGGCUGCUGCGGGCGAAGGAGGCCGAGCUGGACGCCGCGCGGCGGCGCGCGGCCGAGCUCGAGGAGCGGCUGCGGCAGGCGGCCGCCGAGGGCCAGGCGUGGUGCGGCCUGGCGCGCAGCAACGAGGCCGUCGCCGCGGGGCUCCGCGCCGCGCUCGACGCGCUCCUCCUCCGCGGCGGCGACUCGUGCGACCCCGCCCCUGCCGCGGCGGCGGACGACGCGCAGUCUCACUGCGUCGUCGAGGCCGAGGACGCCGCCGCCGCGGCCGCAUCGGCCCCCGCGGCGAGCGGGUGGGCGUGCAGGUCGUGCGGCGGCGGCGAGGCGUCGGUGCUGCUGCUGCCGUGCCGGCACCUGUGCCUGUGCAAGGCGUGCGAGCCCCGGGCGGAGGCCUGCCCCGUCUGCCUGGCGCCCAAGAGCGCGUCCAUCCACGUCGCGGCCAUCUGACCGCGCCGAGGCCGGCAUCCACGGCUCCGGCGAUCUCGCCAGCUAACUACAUCAUCAGUCUGAGUAACCUAGCCGGAUUCAGUUAAACAGUGGUUACUACUAGUUAGGACAGUUCUAUCCCGUUCGUUCUGCUAUUUUGUACUAAAAGCUUGAUGGUGACCGGCGGCAUGCGGCUGCUGCUCUUUAGUUUCUCGAUUAGUCCACGCUGCCGGCCGGUGCCGUUUCGACCCUUCUCGUUAGCUGAAAAAUCCAUUCUACUAAUAUAUAUUAUGCCUGGAAAAUAUAUAAACUUGGUUUUA